This is a messenger RNA of Pelobates fuscus (common spadefoot toad), 3466 nucleotides long. RefSeq names its product NACHT, LRR and PYD domains-containing protein 14-like. Lineage: Eukaryota; Metazoa; Chordata; Amphibia; Anura; Pelobatidae. The record is from RefSeq and is a predicted model, not a curated record. The transcript is spliced from 9 exons. Bases 64 to 2946 code for a protein of 960 amino acids.
CUUCAGGUUUCUAGCAGGUUGAUGAAGAUGCAACAAGUGGAAUAGCAGUGACAAAAAAUGUAAAUGGACCUUCAAAUGGCUUCCAUUCCAAAUGUUUGUCGCCUGCUAUUGAGAAUCUACACAUUAGGAAGUUUGGUGGUUUCAGUUUGUAUCUGUUCACCACCCACCGUGAUAUCUGGAAUUGUGGAAGAAGAUGUCCUCUUACCGUGUGCCAUAAAAUAUGAAGAUGAAUUUGAUCUGAAAAAACUUAUUGUGAACUGGCAGACAGACAAUUAUACGGUUGUUCAUAGUUUCUUUUAUGGAGAAGAUCAUCCAGAAUAUCAGGGAAUUAUAUUUCAAGGACGAACCCAGAUGUUCCCACAAGAAUUUCCCAAAGGAAAUCUGUCUCUUUUAUUAAAGAGAUUAAAACUUUCUGAUUCUGGAAAAUAUGUUUGUUAUGUUUCUUUAAAAACUAUACAUGCAUCAUGGAUGGAUCUUUACAUCACAGAUAAGGAAACAGCUAUCUCUUCAAGAUAUUAUUUCAUAAAAGUAGGAUCAUUUAUAAGCUUUGCUCUGAUGCUCAUUGGAUUUCUAUACAUAGGGAAGAUAAAGAUAAGGAAAAAGCGUUCAUCAGAAGAAUCAGAACCAUUGCUAAGGAAAAACCGGAAAGAAUAUAUUGAAAAAUACAAAGAACAUGUUCGGAGUACAUCUAACUCAAGUUCAGAAGAGGAACGUGGAAAAGAUGAUUUUAUAUCUAGAACACUUUUAAUUCCUGAGUGGAGAACAAUGGAUCCAUUUGAGAAAAUGGAUCAAAAUAUUUUGUUAUGUAGGAAACGGGACACAUUACCAUCAGAGGAACUCUUCACUAAAGAAAAUAUGGUGCUGUCUUCUAAGAGGAUGCUACUAGCAGGAGAGGCUGGCAUAGGAAAAAGCUAUUUCUCAAAAGGAUUGCAGAAGAAGUGGGCUUUUAGGGAAAAUCACAUGCACUAUGAAUGUGUGGUGUAUUUUACUUUCGCUGAGCUGAAGGCUAUUAAGAAACCAACGAGUGUAAAGGAACUUCUGAUAAAUAAGUGUAAGGAUCUUGAAGAUGUUCUUCCAGAACUUCUAGAAUCAGGCAGACUUCUUAUUAUAUUUGAUGGAUAUGAUGAAUUUAUUGUUAAUAAGGAAAAAAAUGCCAUAAAAAAUGCAAUUGACAAUGAUACACCACUUCCUAUAGAAAAUCUAGUUUUAAGUAUUUUGCGCAAAGCCCUUCUUCCUAACACAGACAUCCUUGUAACAUCACGACUAAAAAGUGAAAAUGUAGAGAAAACUGGUGAAUAUUUCGAAAGAACAUUUAUAAUGCAAGAAUUUACAGAUGACCAGAUUAAGCAGUUCUACAAGAAGUUCUGUUCGGAUGAGAUAUCCCAAAGUAUCUACCAUUUUAUAGAAGAACAUAACUUGUCCAGUUUAGUCUCAAUCCCACUCUUAAGUAGUGCUCUGUAUGAGCUUUCCAAAAAUCAAGGCUUGUGUAGUCCUAAUUUACAGAGAUUAGCCACACGCAGUGAAAUGAUGUCCUCCCUUCUAAAGGUUUGCUUGGCGAAUGCAUUGUCCCAUGAGAGUGAAAGCACUGAACCAUGCUGUGUAAUGAAAAUGCAGAGCACCAGCAGCAACCUUCCAUCCAAAAUUAAAAUCAUGGUUGAGAACAUGUCUGAAUUGUCCUACAAUAACCUACUUGCUGGUGUAGAGGAGAUCAAUGUGCAAGAUCUGGGAGAAGGCUGUGUGCAUACUCAAAGACUACUGGAAAGUUUUUCAGAGUUCUUUUUCAAGCGGACCAGUAAUACUGGUCUUUUACAGUACAGACAUACCAGCAUCAGAGACAUGUUUGCAGCAUUACACUGUGCAUGGACAAUAUGUAACUCCGAGGGAAUCCUUGAAUGUUUAGAUGCAUGGACCUGGGGGAAUAUCCCAGAAAGACAAAGCAGAACACACAUUCUGCUCCAAAGUACAAAUAUGAAUCAAAAUAUUGUUUUUGAUAAUUUUCUAAAUUUCUUCAUGGGUUUUUUUAUGUAUUCCAAUAUGGAUAGUCUGUACACUAGUGGAAGGAAUCUCCAGAGAGUGCCAUAUUUAGAAAUGUACUUUGAAGUGUGGAUUAAGAAAGAACCUUCUUCUGCAAAACUACUCAACCUUUUCCAUUGCAUCUAUGAGCUCCAAGAGAAUAGUCUUACUGGACACUUAUCCAGUAUGUUCACAUCAGUGAAUUUGUUUAACACUUCGCUAAAUGCUCUGGAUAUCAGAGCUAUGCACUAUAGCUUGGAGAAGUCAAAGUUAGAAGAACUCAACCUAACAAUGUGUGAUCUUAGGAAUGAACAUUUAAACCAAUUGCAGACCGUCAUAAGGAAUUCUACAUAUGUAAAUUUAAGCUCAAACAUGUUGACAAAGGAAUCAGGGCUAAUACUGAAAAGUAUUCUUGAACAUUCAGACUGUGAGAUAAAGGAACUUUUCCUGGCAGUCAAUAAACUGGGACCAUCAGGUGUUAAUAACCUCUGGGAAGCACUUAAAACAAACACGUCAGUGGAGAAAUUAAAUGUAUGUGACAAUGAAUUACAAGAUAAAGGAACAGAAAACAUGGUGUCCAGUUUAUGUGCAAACAAAACACUGAAAAAACUCAUACUGUGCAUGAACAACUUUAAUAGUAUUGGAAUGAAAAACAUUAAGGAAUUAAUGCAGAAGAGAAGCGAUCUUAAGGUUGUGAUUAGAAUAACUGAAGAUGACGAAUUCUUUAAGUAUGUGAAAGGCCAAGUUGACAGUUUAAAAUCUGAUGGCUGGAAAAAAUAUCAAAAGUAUUGGGUUCAUCACCUUCUCAAAAUUGUGCAGCAAGAUCUCCGUCAUGUGGAUCACAGUAAAGAUGUGACUUUAUUAAAACGCUCAAUCAGAGAUAUUAUUCAGUCAAUGAAACAUGCAGAACAGAAGCAAGUCUGUAUGUCAUAGACAUUUUGGGUAUUUGAUAACACAAUGAAUUAUCUAUUUAACUACUUACCUAAUAUGGAUGUGAAGCAGAGUAUAUUCCUAAUGUGUUCCCUCUGAGCGUCAAGGUUCCAAUAACAUGUUUUGAUUUAUGUAUUGGAUAAUUAAGUCUGCAUGAGGAAAAUCCUGAAUGAUAUUUCCAUGCACACUAAAGGGCAGUGGUGGCUAGACCACAGAGAAGUUAACUCUACUGCAUUGAAAUCCAAAAACCAUCAUUCAAUCUAUACGUUGAUAUAUCCAUGUCCCCAGAUUGGCAGUCUCAACAAUUGAAAUAGUUAGAGAUUAUUAUUUAUUAAUAGUGGCUAAAAGAAAAAAAAUAAAUAAAUAGCUUUGGUGAGGAAAUCUCAAGUUCAAUAUUUACUAAAUAUUCCAUAGAUAGGAAUCUAGAUAGGAAUUCAUAAUUAAAUGUUAAAAUGUAACUCAGGCCUAUCUAUUCACCAAAAUCCUAAUUUGAUAUAACAUUAGACAAAUGUGAUUAGUAUAU